Molecule: messenger RNA, 1053 nt
Organism: Aspergillus terreus NIH2624
Lineage: Eukaryota; Fungi; Ascomycota; Eurotiomycetes; Eurotiales; Aspergillaceae
Exons: 2
Coding region: 1-1053 (350 amino acids)
Molecular function (GO): protein binding
Source: RefSeq, a predicted model, not a curated record
AUGGGGGAGGAGGGCGGCGUCAAGCGGCAUUCCGGCUGGCCCACUGGUCCAGUCGAUGUCGUGACCUCCGUCGUGGUUCGAGGCAAGGUUGAUGCCUUCCGACUCUUCCUCGACUGGGGCCUCGACAUCCGCCGCUAUAACCGCGACGGCGUGUCUAUCCUCGGCAUGGCCUUUGAGACCAAAAACCCCGGGAUUGGCAAGUACCUGAUCACCAGCAGGCGGGUGACCGCCGCGGAUGUGAGUGCUCCCGUCGCGGUUGCUCCCUUCGCGACGCGAUUCCUUGCCCUCCACCGUACUAACUCUCUCGUCAACCUUGCAGUGAUCCGUGGCAAGGACUGGGCUGUGGACCAUUUCAUCAACCUCGCCGGCCCGCAGAUCGUUCCGGCCAUCGAUAAUUGGGCCGCGAUCGGGGCCUUCAGCUCUCUGCGCCCGUCGACCAUGGCGCGUCUCCUAAGCGCCAGCCUGCCGUUCGAGUUGACAGCCUGGACCUCGGGCUGGACGCCGAUUCACUUCUCGAUCUCCAACCCAGACUACGGCAUGUUCGACCUGGCCUUCCAGCGUACCCCCAAGACUGCCCUCCAUCGCCUCGACAGUUUCGGAGACUCGCUCCUGUUCCACGCGCUACACAAGCAGAACUACUAUGCCCUGGAGAAGCUUCUCGCUAGCGGCGUUAGCCCAAACAUCCCCAACCGCGCCGGUGUUACUCCCCUGAAUUGCGCCUGCCUGCGGGUGGAUGCCCAGGCUGUGAGGCUGCUCAUCCAGUACGGUGCCACCGCUCGAGUGGGAUCGUCGACCACCGAGGGCACCUCGCUGAACGCGUUCGCGGAGGGUAUGUGGGAAAACCGUGACAAAGAUACCCGCGAAGAUGCCCAGGAAAUCUUUGACGCUCUGGUGGGCGCGGGGGCUCGAGGUGAUCAAGCUGGACCGGAUAGCUCUGUGGAGGAGCUGAUUCGUAUCCGCUUUUCUAUGGGCUCUCUACAUGAUGAGGAGCUCUCCCAGGAAAUCAAGCAAAAUUUCCCCAAGCGGCUUGGUCUAAGGACCAGGUACCAGUAG